CAGCCGGGCCAGGCACGCACCGCCCCUUCCGCCACCGCCCCCGCGAUCCCCGAGACCCAGCUCCAGCCCCGGCUCCAGCCCCAGCCCCGGCCCGGCCGCCUCGGCUUCGCUUUGGAGCGCGGCGGCAGCUGACUGCGCGUUUACGACCCGCUGGGAACCGCGUGCCCCGCCGCCGUUAUGAACAUCCGCAAUGCGAGGGCACCACAGCCCCUGGCCUGACCGCAUUCUACCGCCUGCCCUCCCGCAGCCGGAGGACCUCAUGAACAUGCAGCACUGCAACCUCCUGUGCCUGCCCGAAAACUACCAGAUGAAAUACUACUUCUACCACGGCCUCUCCUGGCCGCAGCUCUCUUACAUCGCUGAGGAUGAGAAUGGGAAGAUUGUGGGGUACGUCCUGGCCAAAAUGGAGGAGGAUCCAGAUGAUGUGCCCCAUGGACAUAUCACGUCGCUGGCUGUGAAGCGUUCCCACCGGCGCCUCGGCCUGGCUCAGAAGCUGAUGGACCAGGCCUCGCGAGCCAUGAUCGAGAACUUCAAUGCCAAAUACGUAUCCCUGCACGUCAGGAAGAGUAACCGGGCCGCCUUGCACCUCUAUUCCAACACUCUCAACUUUCAGAUCAGCGAAGUGGAGCCCAAGUACUACGCGGAUGGGGAAGACGCAUACGCCAUGAAGCGGGACCUCACUCAGAUGGCUGACGAGCUGAGGCGGCACCUGGAGCUGAAGGAGAAGGGCAGGCACGUGGUGCUGGGCUCCAUCGAGAACAAGGUGGAAAGCCGGGGCAACUCACUUCCAAGCUCGGGAGAGGCCUGUCGUGAGGAGAAGGGCCUGGCUGCUGAGGAUAGCGGUGGGGACAGCAAGGAUCUCAGCGAGGUCAGCGAGACCACAGAGAGCACCGACGUCAAGGACAGCUCAGAGGCCUCUGACUCCGCCUCCUAGAGCCUGCACUUGCUCCUCUCCCCACCCUGACCUGCCCGACCUGUCCUCGCGUCCCCUCGAGGUUUCACAAUAAACUUCGCCCAGCGGC
Lutra lutra (Eurasian river otter) is the source of this 1022-nucleotide messenger RNA. It is a transcript of the gene NAA10, whose product is annotated as N-alpha-acetyltransferase 10, NatA catalytic subunit. The transcript has 8 exons. Bases 191 to 934 code for a protein of 247 amino acids. The record is from RefSeq and is a predicted model, not a curated record. Gene Ontology annotation, biological process: N-terminal peptidyl-glutamic acid acetylation. Gene Ontology annotation, molecular function: protein-N-terminal-glutamate acetyltransferase activity; protein N-terminal-serine acetyltransferase activity. Gene Ontology annotation, cellular component: NatA complex. Lineage: Eukaryota; Metazoa; Chordata; Mammalia; Carnivora; Mustelidae.